AUGACGUCGCACACGGGAUGCAAGAAGUAUGUCACGUGUCCUCUGUGUAAAGGCGAAGGCAAGUCUACCACACGUACCGAAGAAGGAACGACCUUGUUGUCCGCUCAACAUGAGGCUGCAGGUUUGGGGCAAGUUACGAAAACACCGAUCGCCGAAGCAGCGCAUUCCGCAGCCUCGGGAGAUUUGCGUUUGUCCGCGUUAUCCGAUAGGUACGAUGUAUUAGACUUUUUAACGGGCACUAACGUAUGCUCAAGCAAAUAUCCGAGAGACGUUAAUCUUCCCGCGACUAGUCAUGGGGAUUACGUAGCCGUGCUGGGGGACGAUUACACAGCGACGCCUGAGGAAUUUGCGAAUCCGCAGGAAACGCUGAAGCUAGCACUGCAAAAUUUAAAGCAGGACCAGUGGCAGAGCAACGUGCCUGCUCUGAUCAAGCUGAUACACGUCUCAAGGAUUCAACCGGAAUUGCUGGACUCCAACAUGCCUCGCAUAUACAGAACCUUGUGCAGUUUGCUGAAGAACACAAGGCCGCACGUAGUCAGGACUGUCUGCCAGGUGGCAAUGGAGUUAUAUAAAACGGUUCAGUGUACGCAGAGGCCCGAGUUUGACGAACUCGCGUCUGCAUUACUCUUGAAGAGCACGCACACGAACAAGGGAAUUCGAAGCGACGCUCAACGCGCCUUGGACUCCAUGAUAACCCACUUAUCCCCCGCGACGUGUAUUCGGAUAUUGGCCAGCGAGCACGGUGCUAGCCACAAAAAUCCAUUGAUCAGAGCGGCCGUAAGUCGAUUGCUCUAUAAUAUUAUCAAUAUCAUCGGAGUAGAGUGUUUAUUGUCGAGUGCAAGUAUGAAAGAUACUCGCCGAAAGAUCUUCACGAUGUGCUCGAAAUUCCUUCUUGACGGUAACAAUGAAACGAGGAAUAACGCGAAGAAGACGCUGAAGGCGAUGAUGGGUCAUCAGGACUUCGACACUUUAUUUUACCAGGACGUGGACUGGAAGAUCGUCAGCAGCAUAGAGAAGCAAUUAGUUUUUUUAAAGUAUAGCCAAACCGUAUAAUACCACUAUAUAGUGUGUUGAUAUCGCACACCAGCGUAAUAACGAUGCUAAUCAUUCAUUUCGUGUAAUGAUCUCGGCAAUAAAUUAUAUCGUGAACCCUCCU
Molecule: messenger RNA, 1156 nt
Organism: Dinoponera quadriceps
Lineage: Eukaryota; Metazoa; Arthropoda; Insecta; Hymenoptera; Formicidae
Exons: 6
Coding region: 1-1053 (350 amino acids)
Biological process (GO): microtubule cytoskeleton organization
Cellular component (GO): cytoplasmic microtubule; cilium
Molecular function (GO): microtubule binding
Source: RefSeq, a predicted model, not a curated record